AUGCAUGCACUUUUCAACUGUAGUUUCCUCUCUCUGCCCCACCCGAGACUUGAGGCUGUGCGCGAGGAUGCUCAGAAAUUGGGGUGUGCAUCUGCAGUGGGAAGCAAUGCAAUACAGCUCGUAUGUGCAGUCGGGUUUGAAGUUUUGACAACAGCAUUGGAGGAAAAAACUUCUAAGGUUGUGAAGGAUGUCACAGCUCAGCUGGAUGUUUCUGAGUGUGUGGGGAUCUUUCAAGCGGCUGGGCUGGAAGAAUCCAUUGUGCCUUGCCUGGAAAUUGCGAAGAAAGAGAGAAAUGAAGUCUUUGUUGUAACUACGACACCGCUGCAGGGAGUUAAAAUCCCCGAGGGCCUCAAUGUCAAAAUGGUCUUCGGUGAUGGGCCUGAUAAUAUUCUUCCUAUUUGGGAGGAGGAGUAUUUACCGCAAACUUUGAUUCAGCGAGGGUGUCUUGUUGCAUCGGAGCCGCUUGUCCUUGUAACUAAGGGGCUAGAAAGUAUCCAGGAAGGAUUUAACCUGAUGAGAAAGGGCGUCUCUGCGGGAAAAGUGGUUGUUAUCGGGGAGUAG
Penicillium argentinense is the source of this 561-nucleotide messenger RNA. Its product is annotated as GroES-like protein. The coding region runs from base 1 to 561 and encodes 186 amino acids. NCBI's taxonomy places the organism in Eukaryota, Fungi, Ascomycota, Eurotiomycetes, Eurotiales, Aspergillaceae. The record is from RefSeq and is a predicted model, not a curated record. The transcript is spliced from 2 exons.